Lodderomyces parapsilosis is the source of this 1104-nucleotide messenger RNA. RefSeq lists its product as uncharacterized. Bases 1 to 1104 code for a protein of 367 amino acids. The transcript has a single exon. Gene Ontology annotation, cellular component: mitochondrial inner membrane. The record is from RefSeq and is a predicted model, not a curated record. Lineage: Eukaryota; Fungi; Ascomycota; Pichiomycetes; Serinales; Debaryomycetaceae.
AUGGGAGUAUACAUACCGCCUCCAAGUGAUAACAAUAACAAUGAUCGAGAUGAUUCAAAAGGUAAACAUUCGAAAAAAUCUACACCCAACAUUCCUACCAAUCCACUCACAUCUUCCCCCUCCUCCUCCUCAGACUCCACAACUAUAGUGAUACCCAACCCUAAAUCUCUUAUUCCUCACAACCCAAGUGUUGGAUUAAUUUGGGGUCCUCUUACCCCAUCAUCUGAUAACCGUCCAGCUUUGGCAGCAAUGGUUGGUUUACAAUUCUUACUAGGUGUGAGUUGUUUCAGAGGGGCUCGGAAUCAACUUAGGCACCGUCUUGUCGCAGUGCCCAAUAACCGUCCGCCACAAUCUGUUCGUAGUGGCUCCAUAUUUAAACUGGCAGUGUUUGUCGCAGUUGGUGCCACAUUGGUGUUUGGAAGCGGGUUGGAGAUUAGUCGAAUGAUCUUACCAUAUGACCCUUGGUAUGAAGAAGCACGACACUAUAGGAAAAUGGCAAUCAAGAAUGGCGAUAAACCAAGCUUAUGGUUUGGAGCUUACAGAUACUACCAACCAAUGACAUUACGGAAAUGGAGCGAACUAUUACAUAACUGGUUUGAGAAUGUUAGCCAAGAGUUGGAAGAGCCUGAUGGAUUUCGAAAUUUGUCUAUUGAACUUGGUGAAAAGAAUAAUGUGUUGAGUGUUGGUAAAAGUGGUCCCACUGGGGGAAUUUUGGAGAAAUUAAAUAACAGAGGCAAGUACAAUGAAAUUCAUGCAAAAUUAAAAGAUAACAACGACAAACGAUUUGACCACAUGUUGAGCAAUGAAUUAAAAGAUGUAAAUGAGUUGAAUAAAGCUGAGAGAUUGGAUUUAAUUUUGGAGGGAAAGAGUGAAUUGGUUAAUGAAAGUUUUUCCAAACCCAGCAUAACGUUAGGCUCACAUACCAUCGAUAACGACGACGACUUUGAAAUGGUGUGGCUCAAUUUUGAACCAUGGGAUGAGUUGAAAUUAGAGACUGACUAUGAUAUAAGGCUAAUCCCCAGGUACGCAUUGCCAGAAGAAGAAAGCAAUGAGGAUGAAUCAAAGAAUCAACCCGUCUCUGAAACAGCCGACAAAGUUAUAUAG